UCAGUUCGAUAAAUUUAAGAUUUACUUUAAAAUUUUUCCGAACAGUUUUCCUUUUACUUUGGCGUAUUUAUUUUCAACAUGUCAGCCUCCAUAGGGAUCAUUCUUCAAAAAAAUUAACUGGAGAAAUAUUGAAACAAGACACGAUUACCUUAAACUAAAAUAUGGCAAAGAGACGAGCGGAUAAAGAAUUAACUGACAGAAAUUGGGACGAGGAAGAUGAACCAGAAGAGGCAGGUGAAAUCCAGCUUGCCACUGAAGAAUCAUUAAAAGGAAGACAAAUUCUGAAAGGAAAAAGAAGAGGUGCAGCUCCAGUUCAGAACAAAGAUUUCGCUGGUUUUUCUGGUUUUAGUUUCAAACCCACAGCAGCUAGUACACCAUUCUCAUUCAAUGUCAGGUCAGUCACUAAUGGCGGUUCUGAUAAAGACCAAAAACAAAUGGAGAAAUCAAAAGAAUCUGAAAAUGGACAAGCAAAGACUCUUACAGCAUCAAAUGGUGCCGAGAAAAAGAAAGGAUCUUAUUUGUCAAGUUUGAAAAAUUUGAAUGAAAGUGUUUUAUCAUGGAUAAAAAGUCACGUUGAUAAGAACCCAUUUUGUAUAUUGACUCCUGUAUUUAAUGACUACGAGAAACAUUUAGAAGAGAUAAUGAAAAAUAAAGAUGGAGAGAAACAUUUAGAAGAGAUAAUGAAAAAUAAAGAUGGAGAGAAAACAGAAGAUAAAUCAAAAGGAGAAACAGACACAAAAACAGCUCCAACUUUUCCACUUGGAAAUUCUUUAAUGUCACCAACAUCUUUAACAACAGAAAGCAAGCCAUCUGCUGCAAGUUUUGCAUUUGGUAAUUCUAAUUCUAAAACAGCAACUACUACAGAGACCAAACCAUUGGGAACAGGUUUUCAGUUUGGUUCCAGCUUAACUAAAGCAACUGGGUUUGGUUCUAUUCCAACCACUACUGCAGCCUUUGGUACCAGCUCAACUACAACAACUGGAUUUGGGACCAGUUCAACAGCUACUGGUUUCUCAGGGUUUAAUUUCAAGUCUUCCACAGAGAGUAAACCUUCAUCUGGUUUCUCUUUUGCUGUAAACAAGCCAGCUGGAGAAAGUGGUGCUAGUCAAGAAGAAGAUGAUGAAUAUGUACCCCCUCAAGCAGAGUCUAAAGAGGUUCCAGAGGAGGGAUCAGUUCACUCCAUCAAAUGUAAGCUGUUUUAUCAGAAAGAUGGAGCCUGGACAGAGAGAGGUGUAGGAUUUUUACAUCUGAAGAUAAUUGAUGAAAAGCUGCAACUUGUAGUCAGAGCUGACACUACCCUAGGCAACAUAAUCUUGAACAUUAUACUGUCUCCAUCUAUACCACUGAAAAGACAAGGCAAAAACAAUGUCAGCAUGAUAUGUGUACCAAAUCCUCCAGUUGACAAAAAAGCAGAUCCUUCCAAACCUGUUCCUAUGUUGAUACGGGUAAAAACUUCUGAGGAUGCAGAUCAAUUACUAGAAAAAAUGGAAGAAUUGAGGAAGAAAGAUUGAUGAAGAAAUUGUACUUAGUUUAUUUUGGAUAUUUUUCUGUCAAUGUGUAUUGUACAAUUGUAGCAAUUUUUAGUAUGAUUACGUUAUUUCAUUGUCAUCAACAAGGGUGUAUGUGUUCAUCUUAAAGUUCAUAAACUAGGACAGUAAAAAAGUUUGUCACUGCAUAUGAAAGAAGGUAUAAAAUGUUUUCAGGUUGUAUAAAGAUUAAAAAGGUCUUUUAGUGUGUCUCUUGUCUAUAUUUUGAAUUGUUUUCUGGUUACGAAUACUUAGUAUCAAUAUGUGUACGAAAUUGUCUAUGUACGGGUUUAUAUUCGUAAAAUUUGAAAAUUACAAAAUACUUAUAUUGUAAAUUUAUAGUAUGGCCAGUGUUCUCCCCACAAAUUUCAAAUAACAUCCUUAUAAACAGGAAUUUUUUAAUUUCAUCUUCUUUUUUUUUAAGAAAUCAUUGCAUCACAGCCAUAACAAAUUAUUUCAGAUCGCAUCUCAUUCAAGUAAUAUAGCAUCACAUUUCCAUGAUUCUAAAAGGCCCUGGUUAGAACACUGAUGACUCAAGAAUAAAAUCUGUGUUUAUUGUCAACCCUAAGAAUUUUUUUUUUAUUGAUGAAAGUUAAGUGAUCUUUCAAGUAAGUUAGGUUGGUAAACAAUAAAACAUUUUCUAGCACCAACGACCAAAAUGACAGGAUAUUCCAAUAUAUUAUAUGAAAUUCAAGUAAUCUAUGGUUUUACAUAAUCAUAUUCUAUUAAAUCUUUUCCCUAGAACUAUGACUUUACUCUAGAAACCAUGGAAAGGUAACUGUGACAUGACUUUGAAAUUUCGACUAACUAUAAGAAAAAUAGCUUUUAAAAAAAAUGCAUAUUAGAGUAAAAAUGCUGGACAUUUCUAGCCCAGAUUCACAAUCACAUAACUACUGCAUGGUUAGUUUAAUUUCAUUCAUAUUUCAGUAACAGUGCCGAAAUCAUUCAGACAGCUAUGCUUCAAAGUCAUUUAACUUGGUAGGCCAUGUAAAAUUAAUUAAUUGGUACUCUUUACUUGGGUUUUCUAAAAAUGAAGAAGGAUGGAUAUUUACGUUGUAUAUUAUAAUUAUCAUGCAUGAUUUUGCAUAAUAUACUCCUUACUUUAAUUGAUCCAAACAUGUGAUGUGCAUUUCUUCUUUUUCAUACAAAGCAGACCUCAUCAGCACUUAAUGUAAUGCAUCAGUUUUAUCAUAAUUCAUGUUAAUGGCUAAUUAACACAUUUCAUGUCAAUUGAAUAAAGCCCAUUGUGAUUUUCUAAAUUGAAACUCUUUCAAGGUAUACAGAUCAAUGCUUAAAAGAUGUGAAAAUAAGAAAAAUGCUGUUCCUGUGAGUAGCAAUAAAACUUGUGUAUUGGUAAUUCUUUUCUCUAUAAAUGUUUAAAACACACCAUCCUCAUGAAUAAAGGUAUUUUGAGAACCAAAAAUUUAUUUUCCAUGAUCUUCUACAAUUUAUCCUGAUAUCCAAAUUCUUGAUUAGAAAUCACAUAUCUUUAAUCAAGUAUGUGAUAUUAAUCAAUAAAGCCAACAAAAUAAUGCAAUAUAUCAUGUACAUAAAUUCCCAGCUGCAUGUAUUAUACAGAGGCAAAAAUUGUGAGAUGUUUAUCUUUUAUUAGAAUGUUGUAAAAUUGAAAUGAGUGAAGGGUAAAAGAAGUGAAAAAAAACAAGAUGUUUGAAAGAUCUGUUAAAAUUGUUGCUCUGGAGUUUUAUGAAGUUUUUGAGCGUUAAAGAUUGUUACAUCCUGUGAGUGCUUAUUAUCAUUUAAAAAGUGCUUUGUUACAUAUAUUUUUCAAUAAAAGUCUUCGAUUUG
This is a messenger RNA of Mytilus californianus (California mussel), 3332 nucleotides long. RefSeq names its product nuclear pore complex protein Nup50-like. The record is from RefSeq and is a predicted model, not a curated record. Gene Ontology annotation, biological process: protein import into nucleus. Bases 162 to 1511 code for a protein of 449 amino acids. The transcript is spliced from 8 exons. Lineage: Eukaryota; Metazoa; Mollusca; Bivalvia; Mytilida; Mytilidae. Gene Ontology annotation, cellular component: nuclear pore.